CUAAAUAGUAGAUGGAUGGAUAAAUGGAAAACCGUUGACACACUGUCUAUUAACACUGUUGUUAAGAUUAGUAACUUUGAUAUUUCCAUCACAGCAAUGGCAGACGGAGAAUCAGCCGGUGGAAAUAGAGGGGGUUUUCGUGGCGGGUUUGGUAGUGGCGAAAGAGGCCGCGGCCGUGGUAGAGGUCGAGGAAGAGGCCGCGGACGUGGUAGAGGCAGAGGAAAGGCAGAGGAUAAGGAAUGGAUGCCAGUCACCAAGUUAGGUCGUCUGGUGAAAGACCGCAAGAUUAAGUCUCUGGAGGAGAUAUACCUUCACUCUUUGCCAAUCAAAGAGGCUGAUAUCAUUGACUUCUUUCUUGGGCCAUCUCUGAAGGAUGAGGUUCUUAAAAUCAUGCCUGUUCAGAAGCAGACAAGGGCUGGUCAACGAACUCGAUUUAAGGCUUUUGUUGCUAUUGGCGAUUCGAAUGGACAUAUCGGUCUUGGUGUAAAAUGUUCCAAGGAGGUUGCAACAGCCAUUCGUGGCGCCAUCACCCUGGCAAAACUCUCCAUCAUUCCUGUCCGUCGUGGUUAUUGGGGUAACAAGAUUGGUAAACCUCACACAGUCCCUUGCAAGAUUACCGGCCGAUGUGGUAGCGUACUUGUACGCCUUAUUCCUGCGCCUAGGGGAACUGGUAUUGUGAGCGCUCCAGUUCCUAAGAAGUUGCUUACUAUGGCUGGCAUUGAAGAUUGUUACACCUCUGCAACAGGCCAGACUGCCACCCUUGGUAACUUUGCCAAGGCAACUUUUGAGGCCAUUGCAAAAACGUAUUCGUAUCUGACACCCGACAUGUGGAAGGAGACUGUAUUCGUCAAAUCACCGUACCAGGAGUUCACCGACCACUUGGCCAAGACCCAUGCUGUUGGAAGCGCCCAGCCAAAAGAGCAGAAGGUUUAAAAUGUAAUCUUCUACAAGAUGUUGCAAAUACAAUUAACCUCUCUUUAAGUAUUUGUUGACAACAUCAGUGAGGUCCUAUGCACCAAUCACACUGGCACCAAUAGGACUGAUGAUGAUGAUGAUGAUACAUGAUGAUGAUGAAAAACUGAAAAAUGAUUUGAAUAAAGACACAGUUCUGUGAUAUUCAAAUAUGA
Messenger RNA from Anneissia japonica, 1127 nucleotides. RefSeq names its product 40S ribosomal protein S2. The record is from RefSeq and is a predicted model, not a curated record. Gene Ontology annotation, molecular function: structural constituent of ribosome; RNA binding. Gene Ontology annotation, cellular component: ribosome; cytosolic small ribosomal subunit. The coding region runs from base 16 to 933 and encodes 305 amino acids. Gene Ontology annotation, biological process: translation. The transcript is spliced from 4 exons. NCBI's taxonomy places the organism in Eukaryota, Metazoa, Echinodermata, Crinoidea, Comatulida, Comatulidae.